AUGCAGGAUGAGAUUGAGGAGGGAGUUUCUGCCGCGCAGGGAGGUCAGCAGGAGGAGGAUGGUGUGGAAGCUGACUGGGUCCAAGAAGGGGGACCAGUGUCCCCUCAGUUCCUCCACCUUCACCAGUCCUGGGAGCAGCAAGACGUUGCAAACACCGGGCAGGUUGAGAAAGCGCCUGGAAGCCUGCGUGCCGAUGGCUGGAUUGACCCCACCAGUUUCUCGCCUAAGACAGCCCUGGAGAGGUGGACCUUUGACAGGGAACCUGAUCCCCUCGUCUUCCUGAGCCACACCAGGGGCCCGGCCCCGCCCCCUCACACCACAGUGUUUGGCUCCACCCCCUCACAUAAGGGCACCAAGUUCUCUGUGGCUUCUAGCAUCCAGGAAGCAGGCAUUUUGGAAAGUGUAUCAGUCAUCUACUGCAAUAUCACACUGCGUAACAACAAGACACCCUUAGAGCAUACUGUAAACGCCUAUCAGCAUGUACACCUGCGGCUUCUGACCAGGACCAGUCGUAAGUAUGGUCUGGCUCUCAGCUGGGGUCAGGCAGGUGUCAGCAGCCAGCUGCAGGCCAUUUGGGGCCAACAGCUGUGUCGCCCAUUCCUGCAUGGGUUCCCCCGACAAGCUUACCCAGCCCUGUGGGCUUACCCAUGGGUGCACUAUGGUGGGUAUCUCUGGAUGGAGUAUCCUACCCCAGCUGCCUUGGUGCCUUCGGUGUGGCUGUAUUGAAGGGGCACCUCCAGCUUUGACCCCCUCAUGGGAAGUCAGUACCUGGCUGUCUUGGCCCAGCUUUUUCCUCCCCCACCAACUGCAGGAUUCCCACUCAUCUACUUCUCAGCUCCUCCCAUUCUGGGCAGGGCCACCUCCAGCCACUGUCCCCAGGUGGGAUGCCAGACUCCAGCCAGGGCUGCAGUUAGCAGGGGAGCAUCCAGAGGAGCUCCUGACUUGAAGACCUGCAAAGCCCCUCCUUCAGAAUGGGCCUCCAGGUGCAGUAUUCGGGCGCCUUUGCCCGCUGCAGCUCAGAGCUCUGCCCCCUGCCCCUUCCCCAUUAAAGAUUCUCAAUCGAACUCUGUCUGCCCCCGCUUCUCCUCCUGGUCACCCUGCAAGGCCCACCACUGCCUCUUUGAGUGCCAAUUAGCCCUCCAGACCCACCCAACAAUCAGAGACAAGUCUGGUGGAGCCCAGCCUCCUGUGGACUUUUAG
Molecule: messenger RNA, 1200 nt
Organism: Mandrillus leucophaeus (drill)
Lineage: Eukaryota; Metazoa; Chordata; Mammalia; Primates; Cercopithecidae
Source: RefSeq, a predicted model, not a curated record